Symphalangus syndactylus (siamang) is the source of this 1115-nucleotide messenger RNA. Its product is annotated as keratin-associated protein 4-6. Lineage: Eukaryota; Metazoa; Chordata; Mammalia; Primates; Hylobatidae. Gene Ontology annotation, cellular component: keratin filament. The record is from RefSeq and is a predicted model, not a curated record.
AAACUCACGAAACUCACUCUCCUGGAAACCCACCCAGAACGUUUACCCUCUGACACCAUGGUCAGCUCCUAUUGUGGUUCUGUCUGCUCUGACCGGGGCUGUGGCCUGGAGACCUGCUGCCGCCCCAGCUGCUGCCAGACCACCUGCUGCAGGACCACCUGCUGCCGCCCCAGCUGCUGUGUGUCCAGCUGCUGCAGACCCCAGUGCUGCCAGUCUGUGUGCUGCCAGCCCACCUGCUGCCGUCCCAGCUGCUGUCAGACCACCUGCUGCAGGACCACCUGCUGCCGCCCUAGCUGCUGUGUAUCCAGCUGUUGCAGACCCCAGUGCUGCCAGACCACCUGCUGCAGGACCACCUGCUGCCGCCCCAGCUGCUGCAUCUCCAGCUGCUGUCGCCCCAGCUGCUGUGUGUCCAGGUGCUGCAGGCCCCAGUGCUGCCAGUCUGUGUGCUGCCAGCCCACCUGCUGCCGUCCCAGCUGCUGCAUCUCUAGCUGCUGCUGCCCCUCUUGCUGUGAAUCCAGCUGCUGCCGCCCCUGCUGCUGCCAUCCCUGCUGCUGCCAUCCCUGCUGCUGCCUGCGUCCAGUCUGUGGCCGAGUCUCCUGCCACACCACUUGCUAUCGCCCAACCUGUGUCAUUUCCACCUGCCCACGUCCCUUGUGCUGUGUCUCCUCUUGCUGCUAAGCUCCUUUCCUGAACCUAUCUCCUCCCCUUCAGCUCACUCAUCACAGAAGCAGACCUUGUACAUCUCACAGACAACUCAGGAGAGGCCAUUCCCACCAACUGUGUGUCCAUAUCCUGGACAUAUAUCUAGAAUAUAUGUCCUGGCUAUACGUCUAGAAUAUGUGUUCCCCAUGUUGACCCAAGUGUGAAAUUAGAUGUUAUUUACAGAAAGAAAUUAAUAGAAUUUACCAAAUUUUAUACCUUAUAUUUGUAUUUAUGGAUACCAAGUUCUUCUGUCCAAAACAUGGAAAUUCUUGGAGGGUAACUCGGGGCAAGAAUGUCUCACUCUCAGAUUUGAAAGUCUGAUUGUUUCACCCUGUAUUUCCUUUGACAGCAAUGUUUCUGUAUCUUAUUUUUGCUGCUUCUGAAUAAAACUCCACUUUCGUCGCAUAGAAAUA